This is a messenger RNA of Corylus avellana, 2787 nucleotides long. Lineage: Eukaryota; Viridiplantae; Streptophyta; Magnoliopsida; Fagales; Betulaceae. The record is from RefSeq and is a predicted model, not a curated record.
CAUCUCCAAACCCUACACGCAUAAUCUCAUUCUCAUCACAGCAUUACUUGUUCUGCCCUCCACCGACUUUCGCCGAAACCCUAGAAAUCCUUCUUCUCCCUCCUCGCUCAAUGCAACGAUGGAGAAGAACCCUGUGACUGGUAUUUGUCAUUCACCUUCCGAUCUGCUCGUUGUUGAACCCGAGUAUUGCCCCCAGGCCGUUGUGGAUUGGUACAUGUUGGGUGAAGACGAGGGUUAUAAGAGUAGUUUCAAGAAGAAAGAUGGGACAGAAAAGGCAAGAAAGCAUCUUGCGGCGAUGGGGUGGGUGAUCUGGUACGGCCAGAAGGGACUAAGGCGUGAGUUGCGCUACACUUCGCCCACUGGAAGAUCUUUUUACUCGCUUCGAACGGCUUGCAAAGGCUGUAUUGAUCAAGGAGGGGUUUCUGGGAUUGCUGGGUCGUCUGAUCCUGUUUCCAAAACAGAGUCCGUUGCUUCUACUUCUGUUUCCCAAACAGAGACCCUUGUAAUUUCCUCCGUUUCUGAAACGGUUGAUCAUAAUCGUAAGCCUGUUGAAUGCAUUCAUCUCGGCGAUGAUAAGACAGAGACCCUUGGUUCUGUUUGCCAAAGGGUUCCCUCUAGCUCUGUUUCUCAUACGCCUGCUCGUAAUCCUGUGAAAUUCAUUAAUCUCGGCGAUGAAGUUGAGGGUGAGUUAUCCGGCCAUCCAAAGAGAAAAGAUUUCAUUAAUCACGGUGAUGAUAAAACAGAAGCCCUUGCUUCUGGUUCUGUUUGCCAAGGGGUUGCCUCUAGCUCUGUUUCUGAAACGCCUGCUCGUAAUCGUAAGCCUUUGAAAGGCAUUAAUCUUGGCGAUGAAGUUAAGGGUGAGUUAGCCGGCCAUCCAAAGACAAAACCCAGAAAGGUACUGGCGGAUUUGAAGAAAAUAAGGGAUCAUUCAAGCGUUAGCCAGUCGAAAAGUGUGCUUCGAUCGGGAAAAAAAAGGAACGGAAGAAUUCAUAAGUUCCAAACAACUUUAUCUUGGUUGGUGGACAACGAGGUGGUGUUGCCGAGGACAAGAGUACAUUACCGUGGCAAGAAUGGUGUCCCUCCAACAAAAGAGGGGCACAUAACUCGUGAUGGGAUCGAGUGUAUUUGCUGCUGUCAGGUGUUUACUCUCUCUGGUUUUGAAGCUCAUGCUGGUAGUACAAAUCACAGACCGGCUGCCAAUAUUCUACUUGAAGAUGGGAGGACUCUGCAAGAUUGUCAAAGGCAGGCGAUGAAUGGAAAUCAGAACAAAAGCUUCACAACAAAGCUGCAAGAGAGUGAUGAAAUAAGCUCUGUUUCUCUACAAGAUUGCCAAGGGCAAGCGGUGAAGAGAAAUAAGAACAAAAGCUUCACAACAAAGCUAGAAGAGAGUGAUGAGAUAUGCUGUGUCUGUCACUAUGGGGGUGAGCUGGUUUUAUGUGAUCAUUGUCCAUCCGCGUUCCACAAGAGCUGUCUUGGCUUGAAGGAUGUUCCAAAUGGUGAUUGGUUUUGCCCAUCAUGUGCUUGUGGAAUUUGUGGUUGCAGCAAGUUUCAAGAAAACAAAGGAGAUUCUGUGGAAGAUGGUUUCAUUACUUGCAAGCAAUGCGAGCACAAAUUUCACAUUGGGUGCAUAAGGAGUAAAGGGGCAGCGACCAACAACAAAGAUAAUUGCUUUUGUGGAAGAAAGUGUGAAGAUAUAUUUUUGGGCCUCCGCAAGCUUUUAGAGAAACCAAUUCCAGUGGGUACUGACAAUUUGACUUGGACAUUAUUAAAGUCCACAGAAGAUAAAAGCUGUAAUCCUGAUGCUCCUGAUAUUGAGGCCUCGAAAGAGAAGUGUAGCAAGCUCAAGAAGGCUAUAGCUGUGAUGCAUGAGUGUUUUGAGCCUGUGAUAGAUCCUCAAACCAACAGUGACCUUGUUGAAGAUGUGAUUUUCGGUAGAGGGUCUGAGCUUAACAGAUCAAAUUUCAAAGGGUUCUACACCGUGCUUUUGGAGAGAAAAAAUAAAGUAAUUUGUGUGGCUACUUUAAGGAUUUAUGGAGAAAAGGUGGCGGAAUUACCUCUUGUUUGCACCAAGUUUAAAUAUCGUAAACGUGGAAUGUGUCGCAUAUUGAUGGACGAGAUUGAAAAACAGCUGAUGGCACUAGGAGUGGAGAGGCUAAUUUUGGCUGCUGCUCCUGCUGUUCUGAACACGUGGACCACUUCAUUUGGGUUCGAAAAGAUGACAAAUUCUGAGAGGUUACAGUUGCUAGAUUAUGCUUUCUUGGAUUUUCAAGAUACGAUCAUGUGUCAAAAACUCUUGAGGAAGAAUCCUGCUGCAGAAAGUGUGGACCAAGGACUUGAGGAAAUUGUUGCGAGCCAUGGAAAAUUUAAUUCCGAGUGUCUGGAUGAAGAGGCUAAAUUUCAGAAGCCCAGCAAGGGCAGCAGUAGUAAUAUUUCCAAGUGCUACAAGAGGAAGUACAUAUCAAUAUUUGGGAGCCAAAGCAAUGACAAUUCUAAGUGCCACAAGAGGGGUGAGAUAUCGGCCUGUGAGACUGGAGUCCCAUUCCACGAUGCUCCUUGGAAAAAUCAAUUUAAAAUUGUUCAAGUGCCUUAAAUAUCACUUCAUGAGAUCUGUAAAUUCUUUGUACAGAAUAUAUGAGAAAGUGAAGUGUAUAAGUUUUUCACUUUCUUUCUGGUUGAUGUCUGUGUAUAUACUAAUUAGUUAAUGUUUACAUGUUCUUUUCAAGCUCGUUGUCUUCUUCUUUUUCAAACUCUCCAACACCGCCCGCUGCCCCCACCCCCCCCCAAUUC